GUAUGUGUGUGCGUAAUGCCAAAACCAUCGGAUGAAAGUUUCGGCAAGCCGGCCGACUCGUCCUUGGACGAUGAUUUCGAGCUGGACGAGCUGGCCGUGUCUCGGAAGCCCCAUUUUCUCGAUUACGACAACAAACCUCCCGCCGAGCUGGUGGACCACUGCUGGAAUGGAGCGGGCAAAGAGCGGGGUCUGGAUGAGGAGGAGGAGGAUGGGGAGGAGGAAAUUUUAUCCGUAGAGAAAAAGGAGCAUAAUGAUGUAAAUGGGCGACCCCUUCUCGCUACGGUGGUGUGCGAACAAUCGUUACUGUUCCAGCGUCCGCCACCGGUAGCGGCGCUAGACGCCACCACAACACCAGCCAUACCGAUCAUGAAUGUAUCGUACGAUGUAACGACGGCAACGGUCACCACGCUGAACAUUGUGUCGACCGCCAAGCAAGGUGGUGGUGGUACCUGGCCGCUAAAGGAAAGACCUGCAGCAAUGUCACCCAGGCGGCAGCAACCCCAACAGCAACAGCAACAUCCUUCCUUAAAUCGUGGCGAGCUGGGUGAGGUCGGACCGAAGAUGGAAUGCGUUUACUCGUUGCUUUCAAUGCUAGGCUCAACGAACGUACUCGAAAUGUCCUGCAAGUUCCUGGAGCUUUCUCGCAACGAGGAAAAAUGUUCCGCGCUGCGGCGCUCCGGCUGCGUACCACUGCUGGUGCACAUUAUCCAUAACGAACCGAACGAAGUCGCACGCCGGAAUGCACGGCAAGCGCUGGUAAAUGUGGUCCGAUGCAAUGGGGAUGAGGGAGCGGCCCGCCGGGAGUUGAAAGUGCUGCGUUUGAUCGAUCAGUUAAUUGACUAUACCGAUCUGCUAAAAGAACAAACGCGCGAAAGUACCCAAAAUCCCGAACCCGGCGAGCUGAUACGGGAGGAAAAGGAUGGUUCAAUGACCGCCCCGGACCCGGAACGUCAUCCGAUACAGGCGAUCGGAACGCUGGCAAAGAUAAGCUACGACGAGGAGCACCGCCACGCAAUGUGUCAGUUCGGGGCGCUACAAACGAUCGCAUCGCUGAUACAGCUCGACCAUCACGUGCACGGCAGCGCCACACCGGAUGCACUGAAAUGCAUCGAGAUGCGCCGUUACGCGAGCAUGGUACUGACGAACCUAACGUUCGGCCAGGGUAACAAUAAGGCGCUGCUCUGCUCGAACCGUGACUUUAUGCGGGCGCUCGUAUCGCAGCUUGGCUGUACCGAGCUCGUCCAGGUAACCGCAUCCGUGCUGCGCAACCUAUCCUGGCGCGCCGACUCCAUCACGAAGCAAACGUUGGUAGAGAUCGAAACCGUAACACGGCUAACCGAGGCGGCGAUGCGCUGUACGGUAGAAAACACGCUGAAAUCGAUCCUAUCCGCGCUGUGGAAUCUUUCCAACCAUUGCGCACAGAAUCGGGCCAAGAUAUGCGAAGUUAGUGGGGCGUUGGAAUUUCUAAUCGAUCUCCUAUCGUACGAAGCACCGAGCAAAACGUGGAGUGUCGUGGAGAAUGCGGGCGGUAUACUGCGGAACGUGUCGAGCCAUAUUGCGCAGUCGGAAGCGUAUCGGCGAGUACUGCGCGAGAAGCAGUGUUUGAAGCUGUUGCUCGAUCAGCUUAAAUCGCCCAGCCUGACGGUGGUAAGCAAUGCGUGCGGUACGUUGGGAAAUUUGUCGAGCGAAAAUGAGCAGGAUCAGCGCUUUUUGCGGGAGCACGGUGCGAUACCGAUGUUGCGUUCGCUCAUCUACAGCAAGCACAAUAUCAUCUCGAACGGGUCGAGGCUGGCGUUGAAAAAUCUGCAACAGCUGCAGCAACCAGUACAACGUACAGCGCCAGUACCGGUGAACACGCUGCAUGAGACGGAUGCCGCUGUAUGGAAUGGGAAAGGAGGAGAGACUGGGCUAACGUCGGCAAAACCUGGCCUGAUUGUGCGUAAGCAGCGUGCCAUGGAGCAGGAACUAGGCUGUGCGUUUUAUCGUAAACCAAGCGAAGCGUCCGAGGGUGAAGAAGAGGUGGGAGAAAUUGGGCGGGACGGAAUUGGAUCAUCUCCGGAUGCGGACCCGGAACCGGAAACACCAAUCAACUACGGGUUACCAGAGGAACGGCUACAUCAGCAUUCGUACGAUUAUCAGGAAACGGACAUUGAUCAGCUGACAGAUUAUUCGUUGCGUUACGCCGAAAAUCAGUCCGAUUCGGAGGAAGACGAGGAAAAGGAUGACGAGCGGGCAGUAGUGGCGACUUACAGACGGCGAGCGACCGGCGAACAGGAUGAUCCAUCAGUAAACGUACUGAUGCCGGAGGAUUCCGUCAAAUGUUACUACACCGAGGGUACGCCACAGAUCAUCUCCAGUGCUACAUCGAUGAGCGAUUUGCGUGCGGUAGCUGGUGCAGCUAUGAAACCGGUCGAGGUCGGACCGGUUCCCGCCCAACCAGUGGGGGUGGUUGUGGACCGAGAGGAAUGCAUUGUUGGCGGACCGGUGAUGAAAUCGAACCCGAUCCCAAUCGGACGUGGACCAGCUAUUAUCGGUGGCGGUGAUACGGGCUGUAACACACCGGACAAACCGUUCAAUUACUGUGAAGAGGGAACGCCCGACUUUAGCCGGGAAGCGUCGUUGAGCAUAAUCGAUCUUCCGCACGAAACGCAACAGCAGGAAAAGCAGCAACAGACGGGCAUGGAAGAACAGCAGCAGCAGCAGACGCAGCAAGCUCCGACGGCGGUAGUGGUUGGUGAUCCGAACGUUGCUAGCAUUACCGGGGGGCCGGUCUCAGGUAAAUCGGUUUCGUUUCUGAACACCGGUGCGGAUGAAACGCCGCUCAUGUUUUCCCGCACCAGCUCGAUGGGUUCGUUGUCGAGCGCGGAACCGGCUUGCACCGACGAUAAAAGUUCGAUUGUGAGCGAGUUUAGCCGAAUGGCGUCUGGCGUGAUGUCACCGUCGGAGUUGCCCGACUCACCAACGCAAACGAUACCACACUCACCGCACCCGCAAACGAAGCGUCCGAUGUUGCCGAAAAUUCUUCCCCCGGAUGAUGAUGAUGGUGGUGGUGGUGGUGGCCGUCUUCGCGUUGGGAAUGGUGACGGUAUCGGUGCGUUUGCAGACACGGUUAGUAAGUUUAAUGUAGAGCACACGCCAGCUCAGUUUUCGUGCGCCACCAGCCUGAGCAAUCUUAGCCUGGAGGAGAAGGAUGAGAUUAAGCAGAGCGAGAUCGAUGAGAAGGAGGGAAGGGUGGUGGAGGAGAGCAGUUCCCUAGCGUCGCAACCACCGGUACUACCAAAUCCGGCCGAUCUCGUGCUGGUUGGCAUUACUAACGCAACCACCACGGACGAAGGGCACGCAUCCGACGCAGAUUCCGAUGCGGGUGGUGGUGAGGAUGAUGAGCUGCUGGCGUCCUGUAUCAGCAUCGGCAUGAACAGUGUCGUUGCGCGCAGUGUUGCAAAGCAGCAAAAUGGGCCCACUUUCCAGCCGGUGCUGCGUUACGAUGAGUCGGCGGCGAAUGAUGAUGGGCACGAUUCGGACGAUAGCUCCAACCUGUCAGACAACAACGAUCGCCUGCUGGAGGAAUGCAUACUGAGCGGUAUGCCAAAGCCGAAACAAUCCCACCCACUAGUGGGACCGAGAGGCGGUGGACCGGUAAUUAAGGAGAAUCCGUUCAAAAUGAUGCGAACGAACGAUACAAUUGCACCGGCAAAUGAUGAGCUAAACCCAUUCCACAUCGAGGACAGUCCGUGUAAUUUCUCCACCGUGUCGGCACUGUCGGAGUUGACGAUGGCAUCCGAUACGAUGCGGGAUAAAUCGCUGGAAAGUAUGGAUCGGGAAUUGAUUGAUUUGCUGGUAAAGGAUGGCUUUCCGAAGAAGCGAGAGAUAGCAGUGGUAAGCUCACCAUCGGUCGAAUCCGAAACGGAUGAUCAUCUGCUGGAUGAGGCGAUUGCAGCCGGUAUCACUGGGAAGGUGCAGCACGGGCGUGGUGAUAUUACGGAUGAUGUUACGAAACAACUGCUGCAGCAAAAUGUUUCGUUUUUGCGUCGUGAAGAGCCAGCCACAUCAAACCAUCUAACGACGAACCACGGUUGGGUGUCACCGACACAUUUGUCACAACCCUUAACCAACAACGACAGCCUACCGGAGGAUAAUGACGAUUCGGAGCAGGAGGAAGACUACCAGCUGCUGGUCGAAUGUAUCCAAAAAGGGAUGCGUCCGGCUGGGGCGCGUGGUGGCACGUCGUCCACGCAGCACGACAGCGAAGAACUGUUGCCCCUCGCGGUGGGGGGAAUGCAGCGACCGUCGAACCCGACCACCAUCCCGAAGCAAUCGUCGUCCCAGUCAAAAAACGUGCAAACUACGCCUGCGAUGUCGAAGGAUGUCGGUGUCUUCGAAGUGUCGCCAGGCGUAGGAAGCAAAACGCAAAACUACUCACCAUCGGUCCGGUCGGGCAUCGGUGGCCGGCGACGGGCACCGGGAGCGAAUUCCCCACCACCGACCGAUACAUCCGACAUCACCGACAGCACAACCAUCUACUUCAGCCUAACACCGUCGGCGGUAUCGAACACGGUCGCCACCAGCAACAGCAGCACCGUCGAACCCGCCACGCACCGGGCGGCUCACGAGCGAAUAGUGGUGGGAGCGGCGAACAUGGCUUCCGCUCACACAGCCCCGACUGGGUCUGAUGAGCUGAUGCUGGAGCAACCGCUAAUGAUGGGCGAGAGUUUCGAGCGUGGACCAUGUGCCAAGCAUAAAAAUCCGGAACGCAUGCUCCAGUCGGUCGAACGGCUUACCCAGGAGUUGGUGUCGCAGGUGGAAGAACGGCACGUGCGUACCAGUACGGAGGAAUGCAGCACGGUUACCUCAGCCGUCGAGUUUAAGAUAGGCGAAAAGGUAACGACGGUGCCGGGUGGUGGAUCUGUCGUGGUGGGAUUAGCCGACUGUCUACAUGGUGGCUCACGGGUGGGAAUGAUGAUGGAUGAUGAAGGCAAUCUGGAGAGCGAAGAGCCACCAUCCAUUCUGUACCAAAUGUCGAUGCCAUUCGUGCACCACGAACCGAUCGUGCUGAAUUCGAUCGAUUACAUUUCACUCGCACCCGUCGAAGAGCAGAUGGCAACCCCGCUAGCGACUACGACAGCAACGACAAUGCCGGCACCGAGUCGUGUUAUCAAACCUGUGCGCGUCGUAUCGAACCCGGGCUCACCUAGGAUUCGGAAAUUACAACGCGAAUCUUCCAUCAACAAGGAUGCGGACAAGGAUGAGUGCAAGGGCAAACCCAUGAAAAGCCAAGAUGCUAAACCCACAAAGAAAGAGCAACAGACCAAAAUCGUCAAACCGGCAGUGGAAAGCGUUACGAAGGUUUCCCGCGUUCGGCAACCAGUGCCAAAGGGUGGGGCCUUUCCUGCCGGCAGGACACCGCCAAAACCUUCCUCGGGCAGUCCCAUCCAUCGUCCCACGGUAAAAACCCUCUUCCAGCCGCAUGCACAACGUUCGGCGACGAAAAAGCUUCAGCCGGAACCAACGCAACCCGUAAAGCAGAAGCUCAAACAAACACCAACGGUGGCGACAGGGCUCGGUAUAGCACGCCAAGAUACGUUCGUGUUGGACAAACCGACGCUGUCAAUGCACGUACCGAAGGUUAUACCGAAGGUGGCAUCCGGUGGAACCACCGAACCGCAGGCGGACGGUAAACCGGUGUCCAAAAUCCCACUACUGAAAGGUGAGAAAACCUCCUCAUCGAGCCGCAUACCACCGCCGAAGCGGACACUCCAAGCGGGAAAGCAACAGCCGUCCAAGAUGGGGACAUUGAAAACAUCUCCCGGUGGGGUUGGUACGCUGAAGAAGUAA
Molecule: messenger RNA, 5832 nt
Organism: Anopheles maculipalpis
Lineage: Eukaryota; Metazoa; Arthropoda; Insecta; Diptera; Culicidae
Exons: 4
Coding region: 16-5832 (1938 amino acids)
Biological process (GO): negative regulation of microtubule depolymerization; positive regulation of protein catabolic process; negative regulation of canonical Wnt signaling pathway
Cellular component (GO): catenin complex; beta-catenin destruction complex; cytoplasmic microtubule
Molecular function (GO): gamma-catenin binding; beta-catenin binding; microtubule binding
Source: RefSeq, a predicted model, not a curated record